GAGCUGUUCAAUUGCUUUUGUAUUUGCAUAUUAGAACUCCUAAACACCUGUUUUAACCUUUUGUUGUACCUUGAGGCUUGUACUCGAGGGGUGAUCAUCUGUAUGUAUGUUGUUCUUGUAGUGGGGAUUGCAUUUGCAUUUGACUUCUAUCUUUUGUGAGCUUGACAUUUGAUUUUUGGGGUUACAUAUGUUACUAAAGAAAUAUCUCCUGCUAGAAAUAUCUACACCGAGUAAUAAAAAUAUAAUAAACAAGUAUAUUGUUAUUAUUUCCAAGUUCUUGUUUAUAGUAGUCCAGCUACUGAUAUAGCUGUUUCUGUUACCGAUCCUUCUCAAUGCGAGGUAAUUGGACUGUUUUGCCCUGUAAGAGUGCAUGCACGGUAAGCUAUGGACAGGUUGCCAGGUUGGCAGUCAUUGGAUGUGAAGCCUCUUUGUUCUGUUUCAUAUGAGGGAUAUAGUCUGUCAGAGUCUUUUGCUAAUGAUGGUCUAACAAAUAGAGUGGGAAACAUGGUGGUGAUGGGUUUGCUGGUUUGGUUGUGCUCAUUCAAGGAAGUAGCAACAAAAUGGAAACAGAACUUACCAAUUGCACAUUCAAUUACAUGUGCGGGUGACAGUGGUGUACUAGUGCAGAUGAUAGAUUCUACUCAUGCUCUUGGAUUUAAAUUUGGAAAACAAAGUAGUUCUGUAUCUGCUGAAAUGAAAUCACUCAAGUCAUUUGGCUCAUGUGUUCAAAAAAGGAUAAUAAAGUGUAUGCGGGUCAACUCAUCCUACCCAGCCUGUUACAAAAUUCGGCCAAUGCUAUAAGAGGACCAGUUUUAUUCAAAACUCUUUUUAUCCAUUACCCAACCAGCCUUUUUUACUUGUGAUAUCAGUAUAGUAAGCAUGUUUUUGUAGACAUGUACAAUAGUUUCCAAGGACCCUCUCUUGUGAACUGAAUAAGAUAAAGGUGCCUAUUGUA
This is a messenger RNA of Erigeron canadensis, 955 nucleotides long. RefSeq lists its product as uncharacterized. The record is from RefSeq and is a predicted model, not a curated record. The transcript is spliced from 2 exons. The coding region runs from base 385 to 801 and encodes 138 amino acids. NCBI's taxonomy places the organism in Eukaryota, Viridiplantae, Streptophyta, Magnoliopsida, Asterales, Asteraceae.